Biomphalaria glabrata is the source of this 860-nucleotide messenger RNA. RefSeq lists its product as uncharacterized. The record is from RefSeq and is a predicted model, not a curated record. Bases 179 to 829 code for a protein of 216 amino acids. NCBI's taxonomy places the organism in Eukaryota, Metazoa, Mollusca, Gastropoda, Planorbidae. The transcript is spliced from 3 exons.
UUCAUCAUCUCAAUUUUUUGCUUGCAAAAAUAUAUAAAAACUAAAAACAUCUCAAAAUCUCCAAAAUGAUAUAUAUUUAAAGCAUUCGUUGGAGAGAUUCGCAGCUCAACAUUUUAAGAUUCGCACAUCUAAAAAAAAAAUAUCUUUAUAAUUAUUUUGUUGUGCUUCAAACGCCAGAAUGGAAAACAUAUUGUUCUAUAUAUGUAUAAGCUUUCUAACGUAUAUCGAAUUUGCGCAUGUCCAUGGCUCAGUGUCACGUGACGUGUGCGCGACACGCUACAAGGAACUACUGGACAGCAUCCCCGAUUCGGCCAGCGCGGCAGAGCGGUGUGAGUACAUGUCUCCGGUGUUUACCUGCCAACUCAGCAUCACGGACGACGGUCAGCCCACGGAGAGGGACAUCGGUGUGGUCAAAGUUCAAGCUAGGGGACAGUGCAACGACACGAUCGAUGCCAUCGUAGAGGCAAACAGGGUCAAUCAAGAUUUUCAGAAGAUGACGUUUAAUCGGGAGGUCUCAUUGAAGUGCUUGGGAUAUUUGAAUGAGAAUGCAAACGACACACUUUCCGAUGACGUCAAAUGCGAGAUUUUGAAAAACUUUUCCAAGUGCAUCAUAAAGACGUAUGGGUCGAGCCGACCCGUAGCGGAUGUGGUAAAGCGCGUCUCAGAAGUGUUAAGUGAUGCAGGAGCGGACUCACCGUCCACGUGUGCGAUUGACCCGGACAUCUUGAUGGACGAAGUGUGGGGGAGGAACCAGGCAGUGACAGUCACGUCUAGUUUCUGGGUCACAGUCACACUUUUGCCAGUAAUAACUUUCAUGAUGUCAUAUUGAGAUUUUUACAUAUGAAUUCAUUCUGUCUGUC